GAAUAAAAGUUAAUCGCAAAUCGUCUCUAAUUUUUAUAUAUAAAUCAAUUUAACCCACAGAAAGGAGAGGAAAAAUGCCAAAAGAUAAAAAACAUAAGAAACGCGAACAUAACGAUCGCCACAAACAUAAAUCUAAAAAGGAUCACAAACGUAAAAAGAAAAAUAGAUCGAGCUCAUCGUCUGCUAGCUCUGAGGAAGCUAUCUUAACAAAAAGCAUCGCACUGCUUAAAAGAUUGGAAGAUAGACGUAUAAAGGAUGGAUUAGAAAGGAAACGCAUAAAAGAAGAAUUGAAAGCAAAAGAAACACCUGAACAGAAGCGUGACCGACGCCUACGCGAAAAAGAAGCUAAGGAGGUUAGAAGACGUCAACGUAUGGGCUGGGAUAAUGAAUAUCAAAAUUAUACAGAUCAAGAUAAUCCGUUUGGUGACUCAAAUUUAACAUCAACUUUUGUAUGGAAUAAGAAAUUGCAAAAAGAAGGUUUAAAAGAUGUACCCAUGGAAACGGUGGAGGCCAUUAACAGGCAAAAACAAAUGGAAAAUAAAUUAGAAUUAGAGAAAGUAAAAAAGCGUCGAAUAGAACGUGAGAUGGAACGGCAAGCCCGCGAUGAAGAAUUGGUCUUGCAGCAGCGACAAAAAGAAGCUGCCCAGUUCCAUGAGUGGGAAAAACAAGAAGAUCAAUUCCAUUUAGAGCAGGCACGACUACGCAGCGAAAUACGUAUACAAGAUGGGCGGGCAAAGCCAAUCGAUUUAUUGGCCCAAUAUAUAUCAAGUACGAAGUUGGAGGAUUCCAGCGCCAUUGAAAUGCAAAUGCAUGAGCCUUAUUUUAUAUUAACAGGGUUAAGUAUAAAAGAUUUGGACGAUUUGUUGGUUGAUAUACAUGUCUACAUAGAAUUAGAAAAAGGAGAACAUAUGGACUUUUGGAAUGACAUGACUAUUAUUGUAAAAGACGAGCUGCAAAAGAAACGGAAGCAAGCAGAAUUUGAUGAAGCAGUUGCCUCCCGCCGUGGAGGUAUACACGAAAGCGUCGUUAAAGACGUAACCGGCAUUUUUCGCAAUAAAACCAUAGCUCAAUUGGAUGAACUGCGUUCAAAAAUAGAAGACAAAAUCAAUAUGCGAACCGAAGGCGUGGAUAUAAGUUAUUGGGAAAAUAUAUUAUCCCAACUGAAAGCUCAUAUGGCACGAGCACGAUUAAGGGAUUAUCAUCAAAGGAAAUUAAGGGAAAAAUUGGAUUUACUGAAAACAUCUAAUCCUAAAGAGGAAGAAUAUAACCACUCACCGCAAGAACCCAACGAACAGCCCGAUAAAGAGGAUCAUGUAGAAGAGAAAGCUGAUAUACCUGAGGAUAUCCAUCAAAGAGAUUCCUUUAAGUUGUAUGAUGAGGGACAAUAUAGCCCGAAGUAUAUUACUUCACCAACUAUGCUAUCAAAUAUAAUUAAUAUUAUCAAUGAAGACGAGGAUGAGGAAAAUUUAUCGAAUCUACGCCAAGAAUUAUUGGAAAGAAAUCAAGAAAAUACUUUAUAUUCUCAGGAAGAAUUGCAAAUGCGCUUGGAAGCUAAACGUGGUAUGUCAGGUGAUGAAGUCGAAUUCUCAGUGGAAAUGCCAGUCGACAAUAGUGCUGCCAUUCAACUGGCUACUGAUAAAUAUCGACCUCGAAAGCCACGUUAUUUUAAUCGUGUACAUACCGGUUUUGAGUGGAAUAAGUACAAUCAAACCCAUUACGACAUGGACAACCCACCGCCUAAAAUUGUCCAAGGUUAUAAAUUCAAUAUCUUCUAUCCUGACUUAAUUGACAAAUCAAAGACACCCCAGUAUUACUUAACUCAGUGUGAGGAUAAUUCAGAUUUUGCCAUAUUACGCUUUCAUGCUGGUCCGCCUUAUGAAGAUAUUGCAUUCAAAAUUGUGCAUCGUGAAUGGGAAUUCAGUUACAAGCGCGGUUUCCGUUGUCAAUUCCAUAAUAAUAUCUUUCAGUUAUGGUUCCAUUUUAAGAGAUAUCGUUAUCGCAGAUAAAGUCUUAAUAAAAUUGAAACCUUUUUGGCUUUUCUCAAGUACACAUUUCAUUUUGCUUUGUUCAGUUACACUUUAUUGCACAAAAAACUUGAUUCAAAGCUUUUAAUAUCUAAUUAUAAAAAAAAAACGCAUUAAAUGUUGUAAAAUAAAAAAAAAA
Glossina fuscipes is the source of this 2163-nucleotide messenger RNA. RefSeq names its product cactin (gene cactin). Gene Ontology annotation, molecular function: protein binding. The record is from RefSeq and is a predicted model, not a curated record. Lineage: Eukaryota; Metazoa; Arthropoda; Insecta; Diptera; Glossinidae. The transcript has a single exon. Bases 75 to 2006 code for a protein of 643 amino acids. Gene Ontology annotation, biological process: mRNA cis splicing, via spliceosome. Gene Ontology annotation, cellular component: spliceosomal complex; cytoplasm.